AUGACAACAUCUCAUUUCCGUUAUGGUACUGUGAACUAUCAAAUUUCAUCGUCAUCUUACAAUACAGCUACAAUCAAAGUGGAAUUAGGUUACAGACUCGAUUACUUUACUUAUGAUUAUACCGUCCAAGUUGGAAAGUGUGUCGGUUCAAGUGGAUGGUUCGGCUCCUAUAAUUGCUAUUCCGGUAGUGAUUUGGGUCAAAUUAAAUAUGGUGAUGGAUACAGUGAUGACAGUCCAUAUUGUUAUGUCAAUGCUGUCUUCAGUGGUGACAAUUGGUUCACCUGUGUUAUGACAUUCACUCACACCUACCCAACCGGUUCCAAUACCUACACUUUCGAUCUUAAGGGUUAUGCUCGUUUCCAAGAUCUCAUCAACAAUGCCGGUGAAUAUUACAGAGUAACUUCAAAGAUUGUCAUCGAUCCAACUCUUAAACAAAAUUACCUUUCCCCAGUCGUUGGUUCUUCUCCAAUUAUUACAAUCGUUCUAAACUCUCAAGCACAAUUCCAAAUUCUUGCUACAUCCCCAGUUGGUUUACCAAUCAGCUACCAACUUGCAACCCCAUCACAAAUGGGUGGGGAUGACCUUGUCAUCCCAACCGGACUGACCGUUUCCUCAUCCGGUCUAGUUUCGUUCACCCCAACCCAACUCGGUUACUACACUGCUCAGGUUAUCGUUUCCGAUGGUAAGAGUUAUGUUGCCAAUGACUUCAUCAUCUACGUCGUCAAUGCCAAUCCAUUAGCUCCAUACUUUGUAUCACCAACCCCAGAGCAAGGUGUGACCGUCAAAUGCACAAUCAACGUUGAUUGUACAUGGACAUACAAGGCCGACUCAAAGAAUACCCAGAUUACCGGUAUUACUAUUGGUAACUCUGGUGGUCCAGCUGGUGGUCUUGUCCAACCAGACAUCAACGUUGCCGGUGCCAAGCCAAGAACUGUUGUUACUCAUUGGAAACCAACCGUUUCACAAGCAGGUAGUUACAUUAUCUCCCUUAACGCUUUCGAUUCAGCAGGAGUAUUCGUCACUGGUGCUCGUUCUUUCAUUCUUCUUGCCCAAUCCAAUCAAUGUAGUAAUGGACAUGAAUCACCAGCUGGUUGUGAAGUGGGUUCUCCAGGUUGUACAUGUGUCUGUGAUGGUGGUUGGUCUGGUAACCUCUGUAACCAAUGUAACCAAACCACAAACCACGGUCCAGAUUGUUUACCAAAUCCACCAUGUUACAAUGGUACCUCGAACGGUGGUCAAUCUGGUGACGGUACUUGCAGUUGUUUCCUCGGUUGGACUGGUCCAGCCUGUAAUGUUUCUUUGGUCCAGCCUUGCAGUGCUUCCGCUUCCUCUGGUGUCACUGACUACAAGAAUACCCCAGGUUACGUUUUCCCAACCUCAAUGACUGUCUAUAUGACUGCUACUCCAUUCUCUCUCCCAAUCUCCGUUCAAGCCCCAGCAAGUCUUCCAAAUGUCGAUGCUUUCAUUCUCCUCGAUGUUGCUGUUACCACCACUAUUGCCUCUGACUUUAAGACAUACGCUAAAUCAUUAUCCGAUGGAUUCAAAGUCUACUCUGAAAAUGUUAGAUUGGGUCUUGGUUAUUAUUCUGACUUCAAAUCCAAUACCUUUAACUUCCAAAACAAACUUCUCCUCGGUUCUUUCAUUGAUUUGAAUAUUCAACAAGCCCCAUUCGUCACUCCAAGUGCUGCCGGUUCCGGAAACUCAUUGCUUGCUUUGACUGAAGCUGCUCAAUUCCCAUCUGGAUGGAGCACCAACGGUUACCACACCAUUGUUAUUUUCGUAGAUUCCGAUUGUACUGCCCCAACUCCACAACAACAAGCUACUCUCCUCGCUGCUCUUAAUGCUAAUUACAUCUCUCCAGUCAUCGUUGGUGUCGGUGGUGUUUCUCUUCCAAACUGGAAUGCAGUCAUUAACAGCUUCAAAUUUGGAACUGUCAUUGUCUCCUCCGCUAGCGGUAACGAUUGGGCCCUCAAAGCCGUCUCUGGUUUCACAUCUGGUACCUCCAAAUUCGCACCAUCUAUUUUGGCUGGAACCAAUACCCUCGGAUUCGUCACCACCCCACCAACUGCUUUCACCAAACCUUUGGAUGGUAAUGCAAUCAACAUUACCAGUGUUAAUUUGAACAUGCCAAACCCAGUUCCAUCUGCUCCAUCCGAUAUAAUUGUUGUUACAAUCCCAGGUUAUGGAUACACAACUGCCACCGUCAGAUUCAACCAUCAACCAGUUGCUUACAGUCUUACCAUUGCCGUCAAAGAGGCUGGUCAAGUUAACUUCACCGUUUCUGGUAAAGAUGCUGAAAAUUCAAUUCAAUUCAAGAUCACUCAAUUGCCAUCAAGCGGUACACUCUCAACCACCUCCACUGGAUCAAACAUUGCACUCAAUACCCUUUAUCCGAUGACUCAACUCUUAUUCUUCACACCAGCCACCAGUCAAGGUAGCUCUGUCACUUUCCAAUAUGUCGUCAAUGACGGUUGUAUUGACUCUGCUCCAGGUACUUAUACCAUCAAUGUUAUCCAAGGUGACGGUAAGCCACCAGUAGCUAUCUUCACCAAUGUUACAACCGAUGAGAAUGUCUCCAAGCAAUUCAGUUUUGGUUUCACCGACCCAGAGAACUUGGCUGUUGAUAUUAUCCUUGGUAGUCUUCCAGUCAAUGGUCGUUUCCAAUUCACCAAUCAAACAUUUAUUACCACUAUUGGUCAACGAAUUCCAUCUACCAUUAUCUAUGUUCCAAACAAAGAUUUCUCCGAUGAAAACAAUGUCAACGGUUAUGGUCCAUCCGAUGUAGUCCCAUUCACUGCCAUCAAUAGCAAGAAUCUCCCAUCACAAGUAGCCAACGCCAACUUCUACAUCAACCCACGUAAUCCACCAAAAUUCACAGGUCUCUACGGUUUCACCACCCUUGAGAACACACCAUUGACUUUCCCAUUGACUGCCACAAUCCCAAGCGAUGCCUCCUCUGUUUCUCUCUCCAUCUCUAAGAUUGAAGGUCAAGGAACACUCGCCUGGUGGGCAUGUACUGAAAUCACCUGUGUCCGUGAUGUUUCUUUACCAUUCUCCAACACAGCCAACGGUGGAAGAAUGCAAUUCACUUACACUCCACCACUUAAUACUUACGGUCCAUUCUUGAUGAAGGUUUAUCUCAACUUUGUCUCUUCAAACAAUGUCGCAUCUGAAGACGUCAUGGUAUACAUCAAUGUAACCCACGUCAAGAGACCACCAACCAUCGAAUUGGUUGAUUACCUCAACUUGAAAUUGGGUGAAGAGAUCCCACGUCCAUACCCAGCUCCAAUUUUAUCUGGUGUUCUCAACAAUACACUCGACAUUUGGAUGAACCACUUUGUUGUUCUCAGAUGGAGAGCCUAUUCAAAUGAUGCACCAAACAAUACUAUCACUUCAACAUUGGAUUUCAAAUCUUCCCCAGCUGGUGUAGUUGGAGAAUACAAUGAGACCUUCUCCACUUCACUUGGUCGACUACUAGGAGUAGGUAGUUUAAUUGGUUUGCCAGAUUCAGAUGGAUUCUUUAAGAUGAUUUAUAUGCCACCCAACAACAGUUCAGGUCUUAGUAUGAUGAGACUUACUUUCCAUGCCACUGAUGAGAAUGGUUUAUACUCCCCAGGUGAGAAUUUGGUAAUCAAUGUUAAGAGAAAUUACAUUCCACCAGUUAUCCACGUUCAAAAGUACAACUGGACUUCGAUCACUAAACAAAAUCUCGUUAUUACCAAUGUUUCAGUCGAAAGUGUUGAGGCUGCAGGUACACAAUCCAACUACUAUGUCGCCAAGAAUGUCACUUUGAUAGUUUCUGCUUUGGAUGCCAAUCGUCUCCCAUUAAGUACAGCAAACAUUUCACUCUUUGGUGACACCGCAGGUUUCUGUCAAAACAACAAGAGUUCAGUCAUUAUAUGUGCUGCACCCACCGAUGUUCUCAACAAAUUCUUGACACAAAUCAAUGUUUACCAUACCAAGUCUGGUGGAUUCCUUCUCAAUAUUUAUGCUGAGAACAGAUUCCUCAGGGGUAUCAGCUACUUGACUUCAGCCAAUAUCUCUGCUACCGACGACCUCACCAUGGUUGUCCAAUCUGCAGGUGGUAACACUGGAAACAACAAGACUGUCCUUUCCGCUGCUAUUGCCGCUGCCGUAGUUGCCGCUGCCAUUAUCGCUCUCGGUGUUUGGAGAUUAGUCAAACGUACUGCUCCACCAACCAACGCCUUCUUUGGUGAUUCUCCAUUCUCUGAUGGUGCCAUUUCAUCUAACCCAUUAUAUCAAGAAUCGGCCAACACUGGUGUUAACCCAUUAUAUGAGAACCAGGCUUAA
Heterostelium album PN500 is the source of this 4311-nucleotide messenger RNA. RefSeq names its product type A von Willebrand factor domain-containing protein. Gene Ontology annotation, cellular component: plasma membrane; protein-containing complex. The transcript has 3 exons. Lineage: Eukaryota; Evosea; Eumycetozoa; Acytosteliales; Acytosteliaceae. Gene Ontology annotation, biological process: heterophilic cell-cell adhesion; establishment or maintenance of epithelial cell apical/basal polarity. The record is from RefSeq and is a predicted model, not a curated record. Bases 1 to 4311 code for a protein of 1436 amino acids.